Molecule: messenger RNA, 1041 nt
Organism: Xenopus laevis (African clawed frog)
Lineage: Eukaryota; Metazoa; Chordata; Amphibia; Anura; Pipidae
Gene: timm21.S
Product: translocase of inner mitochondrial membrane 21 homolog S homeolog
Exons: 6
Coding region: 151-876 (241 amino acids)
Biological process (GO): protein import into mitochondrial matrix
Cellular component (GO): mitochondrial inner membrane; TIM23 mitochondrial import inner membrane translocase complex; mitochondrial membrane
Source: RefSeq, a predicted model, not a curated record
AGUGGCGAGGCCUGUCAAUUCCAUGUGCACUGCAGCUGCAGGGUUAGCCAAGUGGUAAAUUAUAAACAAUGGGGUGUGAGUGAGAGGCCACGUUGUUAGUCAGUGGAUGAUUACUACACAAAGCAGGACUGUGAUGUUUGGUUUAGACAGAUGGGUUCUAUGAUGUUGCCUCGUUGCCUGUGGAGACCGGUCCUGAGCAGUUAUAGGGCACUGGGGUCACCUUCUCGAUCACUUACCGUACUCUGUAAUAGAAACUUCUCUUAUCUGGCGCCUUUUCUCCAUAAACGGACCCUUGUUGCGCCAACAAGCCGCUCCCUUCUCUGUGCUGAGCGGCCCAUAAACACGGGCUGUGCCUCGCUACAGGUGAAGGACAAGCGAGUGUCUGUGCAAAACAGACGUGAUGGGGCACCUCCGCAAACCGCUUCUCAUAAAGUAAGAGAAGCCGGCAGAGACUUCACAUAUUUUAUUGUGGUACUGAUUGGAAUCGGCGUUACAGGUGGACUUUUCUAUGUUGUUUUUGAAGAACUUUUUUCUUCUUCAAGUCCAAGUAAGAUAUAUGGAGAGGCUCUUGAAAAGUGCAGAUCUCAUCCAGAGGUUAUUGGCGCAUUUGGUGAACCCAUCAAAGGUUAUGGAGAGACCACAAGACGCGGUAGAAGACAGCAUGUCAGUCACAUGGAGUUUGUAAAAGAUGGAAUAAAGUGCAUGAGGCUAAAGUUCUACAUAGAAGGCUCAGAACCAAGAAAGCAAGGAACCGUGCACACAGAAGUGAAAGAGAACCCAGCAAGUGGAAAAUAUGAAUUUCAGUACAUCUUUGUUGAAAUUGACACUUACCCACGGAGAAAAAUCAUCAUAGAAGAUAACAGAUACCAAAGUUAAGAAGACCAACUUUGCUACCACUGUUUAUAAAAGGUGCUUUACAACAUAUAGUUUCCCAGAAUAUUAUAAUGUAUUGCUGUAGGCAGGAACUUCUGUUCUAAUGACUGUGACUAACUGAAUCAUGGGUUAUUUUUAUUGUGAAAAUAAAUGAAUCAUUUAAUAUAA